GCCCGAGUAUGCUUCAGCUAAAAUGAAUUUCCAGACUUCGAUGCUGUUUUUGCUGUUUUCUAUUAUAGUUUUUCAAGUGGUGGUUCAAAUAACUGAUGGAGAUAUCGGCUUCUGCAGUCUUCACAUGUAUUUUUACAAAACCCGUGCCAUUUGUGAAAUUCCUUUUUAUCGGGAACUUCAGCUUGGUCGCACCACCAACUGCAGCAAAAAUUUUGAAAGUCUCAUCACUUGUGUCAAGAACGUCACUCGGGUUUGUGAACACAGUUGGCGAAGCGAUGAAUGGAUAGACAUGGAUGUCAGAUUAAAAUUCAGGAAGCAGUUUUAUUGUCAUGAUGGGGCUUUGAUACUUCCUUUUGCUCUGUGUGGGAGCGAGUACUUCAAGGAAGGCCCGCAAUGCGUACGAAGGUUCCACAGGAAGUUUCAAAACGACCUAACUGACCCAUCACUCUGCGACGAGUACUCAAAAGCUAAGGAGUGUAUACAGAAACUCUUCAACGAUAAAUGCCCUGCAAAGAAGGGCUCAGAAUCACCUCUAAUGAAGAUAUUGUUUGACGGCUACAAUCCUUUCUGCCUCGGCAAAAUUUAUCAUCCACCGACCACAGCUACCACACCCACACGCAGAAGACAGCGCGAAUGUAAAAAGGUAACGAGACCAAGCAUCAAACCGACCCCUCACAAAAGAAACCUUUCUUCCAGCAGUGCGUACUGCGAUAAACUAUAUUUUAAACUACAUGUACUGAUUCUAAUUCUUCUUUUGGGACAAUUUUCAGUUCAGUGUCGAGAGUAACUGGUAAGCGCAUGUGUUGAUUUCACAAAGCUUUGGGAUUGGCCUUGAAAAAUUCGUGUAACCCGUUAAACCAAUCAGAUAUGAAAUAAGAUAAAAUCGCGACUUGGUCACUUGGUCCGUCACUCGUGUUUUCCGGGGCUUUAGACGGUCAACUUUUCUCAUUGGCACCUGGUGAUAUUUUCUUUGUUCUCAUUGCCUAUUGAAACUUAAUUCUUUAGAUUAAUUUUGGUUACCAACACUUUAUCGAAAAGUUCCCUAUAUCACUUUAUUCCUAAAAUUGAAACCACGAGAGAUAGAGUGCUCAGCUCCCAGGAAACGGAUGCUUAGUUCAGAGAUUUAUCCAAAGUUAUGAGCCAUGAAAGGUGCUAUAAUUUUGUGCAAUUUGGGAGAGUUGUACAACACGUUAAUUAUUGGUAUUGCAAGGUACUAUUCGAUGUAAAAUAUUAUGGUCUAUAAUUUCUGUGUGUGAAAUUCGCGCUUUUCUUUAGGCUAAGAACAUUAUUAAAUGUAACUUUUGGAAAGUUGAUGUAAAAAUGAUCUGAUUUCUCUUUUUUACUCUUGACUCUUGGCUGAUAGUCUCAUGCAUUUACUACUAUUUAACAACUAUUCACCGAAGUGGAGGUGGUUAGUGGUGGAUAUUUACCG
This is a messenger RNA of Stylophora pistillata, 1432 nucleotides long. RefSeq lists its product as uncharacterized. The record is from RefSeq and is a predicted model, not a curated record. Lineage: Eukaryota; Metazoa; Cnidaria; Anthozoa; Scleractinia; Pocilloporidae.